Molecule: messenger RNA, 1704 nt
Organism: Penicillium egyptiacum
Lineage: Eukaryota; Fungi; Ascomycota; Eurotiomycetes; Eurotiales; Aspergillaceae
Source: the annotation of a GenBank genome assembly
AUGGAGAACGAAGAACUAUUUGCGGGGGAUCCCGAUGUUGCCCAGCUGCACACCCGAGAGAUUCGUCCCACUGAAGAUGUGAACGAAAACACACCUCUAAUUGAUGAAGCCGAUGGGCUAUUGCAUCGACAGCCUUCUUACGUUACGGAUAAUGAGCCGAAAUGGAGGAAACCGAGCAUUUGGUGGCUGCUUCCAUUCGGUCUCCUCUUUACCCUGGGCUUUGGUGGAAUGGCCGUGCCCAAGAUCAACUUGAUCAUGUCACUCAUCUGUCGAGAUUAUCUCGCCGAAAAGAUUACCGAAGACCCUGGCUUCACCUAUCUCCCUGUUAUAUUUGGCGAGAAGGAACCUCAGUGCCAGAUACCGCAAGUUCAGUCAUUGGUUGCCCAGUUCCAGCUCUAUCUCAAUCUUAUUGCGGGUAUUCUAUCGGCAUUAGUGAGUCCCCGGUUCGGACACUUAUCCGAUCGUUACGGAAGGACCAAGAUGAUCGCUCUCGGCGCCAUGGGCGCGGUAUUCAAUGAGCUUAUCACUGUCGUCGUGGCUAAAUGGCCAGAGCGGUUCUCGGUCAAUAUGCUUCUGGUUGGUGCAGUUAUGGAUGGACUGGGUGGAUCAUUUACAACCGCACAGGCUUUGAUCCAUUCCUAUGCUUCUGAUUGUACGCCAACCGAAAAGCGAAGCGUGGCAUUUGGUUUAUUCCACGGUGCUCUGUUCUUUGGAAUCGCAGCAGGACCUGGCGGUGCAGCAUUUUUAAUCAAGCAUGGAGGCACGCUGCUCGUCUUCUACAUUGCGCUUGCAUUCCAUGCAACUUUCUGUCUAUCGGUCUUCUUCAUCGUGCCUGAAUCUUUGUCCAAGGAUCGACAGCUCGCGGCCCGCGAGAAGCAUCGCAUGAAAAUCGAGGAUGGUGACUCUCCUAGGUGGUACUCUUGGCGUGUCUGGAACCCAAUGAACCUGAUCACCCCGCUUGCAAUUCUCAUGCCCGCCGCUGGAAAGCCCAGUGUCUUGUUCCCUAACCGCCGUGGUGCCAGCCCGGCUCUACGCCGGAAUAUCAUUUUGUUGGCUGCUAUCGAUACCGCGGUCUUUGGAGUUGCCCUGGGCACAAUACAGGUUAUCAUCAUCUACGCCGAAUACAUGUUCAACUGGGGCAGCGUGGAGUCCAGUCUGUUUGUGGCGACCAUUAAUGUGGUGCGAGUGGUCAAUCUUUUCCUGGUUCUUCCGCUUAUCUCGCUGUCCUUCCGCACCCCUUGCGAGGAAGAUGGAACCAUUCGUGGCUCGGACACGCUGGACAUUGUUCUAAUCCGCACAUCUAUAAUAUUCGAUAUACUGGGCUACAUCGGCUAUGCUCUGGCCAAGACGCCAUCAGUUAUGAUAAUUUCCGGUAUUGUCGCCUCGCUCGGUGGCAUGGGAUCUGCAAUCUUGCAGUCGUCUCUGACCAAGCAUGUGCCUCAUGAACGCAUUGGACAGAUGCUCGGUGCCACUGGUCUUUUACAUGCUCUUGCUCGAGUUGUUGCACCUACUGUCUUUAACUUGAUCUACAGUCUGACUGUUGCAACGUUACCUCAGACAGUGUUUGUGGCACUUGCAGCUGUUUUUGGUGUAGCAUUCCUCAUGAGUCUGCUAAUCAGGUCGCAUGUUACCCUAGAGGAUGGACCACCUGCCGAUCUAAGAGCGGAAGAAGAUGCCGAUGAGUCUGACGGGCUUUUGCUAUGA